Messenger RNA from Stylonychia lemnae, 624 nucleotides. NCBI's taxonomy places the organism in Eukaryota, Ciliophora, Spirotrichea, Sporadotrichida, Oxytrichidae. The record is from the annotation of a GenBank genome assembly.
AUGCCAAAAAGUAAAGAUGCUGGUAUCUAUACUCUAUUUAUUAAGUUGACAUUUAAAAAUGGAGAAGUCGCAAAGUAGCUUUCCUUAAAUUUCAAUGUGCUAUAGGAAAAUAACUCUAAUUCAGAUGAUAAUAAGCAAGAUUAUUGCAUCUAACUCAAAGAAUGCUUUAUCAAAAUUAAAUAGAUAGAUAGUUAAGGCCUCACUUGGAUAGUUUUUUCUAAUGGAUUACUAGGCUACCAGCAGCUAAAUUAUACUGAAGUUCAGAAGUCUUUGAGAUUAUUUUGGAUUGAUUAAUCAUAUGAUUAGGAUUCAGAAACAAAUUUAAAUAAAAAUUAAUAGGCAAACCAAGAUAAGCUCAAAGUCGAGUUUGCUAAUAAUAAGUUGUUCAGAACGGCUUAGAUGACUCUUUAUUUUGCUCAAAAUUACAUUGUGCUAAAGCCAUUGCCGAUUUUGGAAGCUAAUUCAAGCUGGAAUUUACAUAAAUAUGCUACUAUAAGUGCUACUUGGAUUUACAAUGAAAAGAAUUUGGACUCUUGUUAACGCUUUGUAGAUUAUUUCUCAUAUACCUCUACUAGCACUUAGUAUACCUUCAAACUUAAUGAUAUGCCUGCAAUCUAUAAUUGA